Messenger RNA from Momordica charantia (bitter melon), 668 nucleotides. RefSeq lists its product as uncharacterized. Lineage: Eukaryota; Viridiplantae; Streptophyta; Magnoliopsida; Cucurbitales; Cucurbitaceae. The record is from RefSeq and is a predicted model, not a curated record.
AUUAUUUGGUAUGUUUAGAGAGAGAGAGAGAGAGAGAGAGAGAGGGUAUGUGUUCGAUGUUGAACUCGCAGGGGAUGGCGCUGGCCACCGCCAUGGCUGCGGUAUCGGGCACUGUGAUUCUUCUGUCUUUUUGCAUCCAAAAAUCCAUUCCCACUGCCCAGUUCUCAAUUCACCCCUUCUCGCCUCCAAAUCUUCGCUCCUGUAUUCCUUCUGAGACGAGGAAAAAGGAGAAGGAGAAGAAGAAGAAGAAGAAGAGGGUUCAUUUUGCGGACGACGUGGUGGAUCCAAUUGGGAACGGCGAAGACUUCCGAAGGCACCACGAAAUCGCUUCCAACAACUGCGAUUCUACGCCGCCGUCGCAGAAGAGCGGCGGCGGGGGAGACAGAGGAAUGCCGGCCAACAGAGUGGCGCUCUACAACGGGAUUUUGAGAGAUCGUGUCGUUCACCGAUUCGCUUACUCUUGACAAAUUCUGGACCCUUCACCAAGUUUCUACUUAAUUCUAUGUUGACUUAGUCUCCUUUUUCUUUUUUUAAUUUUUGUGUACAAAAUUCAAGCUCUGGCUUCUGGGUGCGUUGUUGCUCAAAAUCACCGCCAGAAAAUUGUAAAGCCGAUUUUCUUUCCCCUGUACAGAGAUGACGUAAUUAAUUAAUAAUUACCCUCUUCAUAA